Molecule: messenger RNA, 6565 nt
Organism: Colletes gigas
Lineage: Eukaryota; Metazoa; Arthropoda; Insecta; Hymenoptera; Colletidae
Gene: trc
Product: serine/threonine-protein kinase tricornered
Exons: 10
Coding region: 1763-3511 (582 amino acids)
Biological process (GO): intracellular signal transduction; peptidyl-serine phosphorylation
Molecular function (GO): ATP binding; protein serine/threonine kinase activity
Source: RefSeq, a predicted model, not a curated record
GAAGCAAGUUGGCAGAGACAGCGUCGAGAGAAGCGGUCGGUGGCAGUUCGAGUCUGUCGUCAGAUCGGGAAGCGAGCGACGCUCGAUUAGAAUCGGAAUCGUUGCCGACGUGUCCACGCGUUGUGUUUGGUUCGGUUCCUAUCGUUCUCUGCGUAACUGGUUCGAGGCGGUGCGAUCGGGAACGUUUGCUCGCGACGGAUCGACAUGGGUUAAACCGAUCCUCUGACGAACGGUGAUCCGACGAUGCCUCGCGAGUAGAUCUUCGAUAGAGGCCUGUGACUCCGAGUGAAAAUAGUACAAGUGUACGCGCUAAGAGUUCUCCGGAUCGGGAGGAAGUGUUAAGCCGUGCAGCUUGGACGACGCUUCGUACGACCGUUCCUUUCCUUCUCGGAUCGGUGUUUAUAGGAAGCGGCGUAAAAAUAUUUGCUCGAUCGUUACGCGAGAGAGAAAGAGAGAGAGAGGAGAGACGGAGCGACGCGAGAACGUUGUAUCGUUUGAACCGAAUGAACCGUGCGCGUCGACGUCGACGUCGAAGACGGGGACGACGGGGAUAGCAGUCGUCGACGACAGCGCGACGAAACGCGGAUAAUGCGGCAUCUACGUGACCGACCGAGCAGCGAUCACCGAUACGAGAGAAGAUCAACCUCGACCUCGAAACGCGCCGCCGACGGUGUAAUCCCGAAGAGCUUGUACAAUCGGGGAAUAGAGAAUAACGAGGGAAAUAUUAUUUUGGUUCCCCGGUAACCGUGCGCGAUACCUAAUAGAAAACUGUUUGAAUUACCCGGCGACCGCGAGCGUUUACGAGAGACGCGGUCUCGCACUGGUCCAAGAGAAACCGUUAAUCGAGCCUGGAUCGGAUCGAGCAAAGUGGGACAAAGUGCAAUAAUCCUACUUAAGGAAGUACCUACGUUCCGCGUGCAUCUUCGCCAGACGUAGGAGGCCAACGAUCCUCGGAAAUCGUUGAAUCGCCGAUCGGUGGUCGUCGGGAAACCUUUCGCGGUUCGGAUGACCGGGCGCGUUAGCAUAGUAUUAGAGUAGGGAAGGCUGCAACGAAAACGAAGUACCUUGUAACGUACCAAAUAAAUCGAUUAGGUCGUCUGUCUUUCUAAGAAAUUCACAAGCGAGAGAGAGAGAAGGAGAUAGACUAGCGACGAGUGCCAAGAGGAAAAGGACAAAGCGAUCGUUAUCGAGUAUAUCUUUGAUCGGACGCGUGGUAUCUUUUCCUCGUUGUUCGUUUGCGCAAACGGCGAGAGGGGAGGGGACGGUGAAAUUGUGUUUCGACAAAGAUCAACGACGAUCUUGCGAAAUACGUAACGACGAUUCGUUGAUCGACGGCAAAUGCGAACGGAUCAGCGAAGAUAAACCCUGGUUCGGAGCGAUCGCGCGACCGACGACGCUUCUCGAAUACGAAAAGAGUCGUUCGUCGCUGUAGUGCGCAACAAGUAUACGGGAAGCACGUGACUGUUGGAGCAGCUAGCAAAGCAAACAUCCGAGCAGCGCAGAUAACGCGUCGGAAUCGUCGACCGCGAAUCUCCGAGCAACGCUGAAGCAAAGUACUCGCUGGCCGGGUUCGAAGGAAGCGGACGAGGAUCGUAAUCGGUCGUGAUCACCGAAUCACGGAAGUCACGGAAGAAAAAUUUUCGUCUGCACGAUUCGUGGAUUCGCUCGUGAUCGUCGGCUAGCCACGAGGACGCCGGGCGAGAACUGGUCGAGUUUCGGUGGACGCGAUAAUCCUAUUUCACAGGAGGGAGCAAAUCUUUGAAUGACUUUCCCAUUUUGUGGUUUCGUUUUCGACUCGUCCGACGACAGGUCGAGACAAAUGCCAGUCGCUUCGGAAGACUGGGUGCCGCACCCGGCCAAGAUAACCAGUUCUAUCACUACCGUGAAGGGUGCCACCAUCCAAAGCACCACCACAGCUUGGAUGUCGCCGUACAGCAGAGCCUCGCCCUCCGAACGUCCACCUUCGAACAACAAUAACAUCAACAACAACAACAACAAUAAUGGUGUUGUCAUACUCGAAGGUUGCAGACCACCGGCCGCAACCACGGCCAGAAGAUUUCUCAGAUGGUUCAGCAGACUCGGACAACCACCGAUGGGAAAGUCAGGGGUGCUGGAGAUGGCGGCCACAGAGAGCACGAUCCGAUUCAGCGGCCAUACGUUGGACAAGGCUACAAAGGCCAAGGUAACGUUGGAGAAUUACUACAGUAAUCUAAUAGCUCAGCAUAUCGAGCGGAAGCAGAGGCUCGCGAAAUUAGAGGAAUCGUUGAAAGACGAAGGGCUCUCGGAGCAACAGAAGCAGGAGAAACGGUUGCAGCAUGCUCAGAAAGAGACCGAAUUCCUUCGGCUGAAGCGCUCUCGACUCGGCGUCGAAGACUUCGAGCCCCUCAAAGUAAUUGGCAGGGGCGCUUUCGGAGAGGUAAGACUCGUGCAGAAGAAGGACACCGGUCACGUGUACGCGAUGAAAAUUCUGAGAAAAGCCGACAUGCUGGAGAAAGAGCAAGUCGCGCACGUCAGAGCGGAAAGGGACGUCCUGGUGGAAGCGGAUCAUCAAUGGGUCGUGAAAAUGUACUACAGCUUUCAGGAUCCCAUAAACCUUUAUUUAAUCAUGGAGUUUCUACCUGGCGGUGAUAUGAUGACGUUGCUGAUGAAGAAAGAUACGCUUUCCGAGGAGUGCACGCAAUUUUAUAUUUCCGAGACUGCGUUAGCGAUCGACUCCAUUCAUAAGCUAGGUUUCAUUCAUAGAGAUAUCAAGCCGGACAACCUGUUGCUGGACGCACGGGGUCACAUAAAGCUCUCUGAUUUUGGGCUGUGCACGGGUCUGAAGAAGUCUCAUAGAACCGAUUUCUAUAGAGAUCUCAGUCAAGCGAAGCCUUCGGAUUUCAUGACGUCCUGCGGUAGCGGAAGCGGCGGCGCGAUGGAUAGCAAAAGAAGGGCCGAAAGCUGGAAAAGGAACAGGAGAGCGCUGGCUCACAGUACAGUAGGAACGCCCGAUUACAUAGCUCCGGAAGUAUUUCUGCAGACUGGUUACGGACCUGCCUGCGACUGCUGGUCCUUGGGCGUGAUCAUGUACGAAAUGCUUAUAGGAUAUCCUCCGUUCUGUAGCGAAAAUCCGCAGGAGACAUAUAGAAAAGUUAUGAAUUGGAGGGAGACACUAGUGUUUCCGCCAGAAGUUCCCAUCAGCGAGGAAGCUAAAGACACUAUAAUCAGAUUCUGUUGCGAGGCUGACAGAAGAUUAGGCGCUCAAAGGGGCAUCGAAGAGCUUAAACUGGCGCCUUUCUUCCGUGGCGUCGAUUGGGAACACAUCAGGGAAAGGCCGGCCGCCAUUCCAGUCGAAGUUCGUUCCAUCGACGACACAUCCAACUUCGACGAAUUUCCUGAUGUGAAAUUAGAGAUACCAUCCGCGCCGAUGCCUCAGGACGGUGAGGUGUCGUACAAGGAUUGGGUAUUCAUUAAUUACACGUUCAAACGAUUCGAGGGUUUGACGCAGCGAGGCACGCCGACCAAGAAAUAGCAACACCCUACUUCGUGCUCGGUUCCAACCGGCAGUCAGCAGCCUGACGCAAAUGGAAUUCCGGCCUUGGUACAUCACCCGCACCCUCCGUUGUCGUCGGUGGCAUCGCGGAUGGAUGGCUGAUCCAUUCCAGUUUCCGAAUACGGUCCAGUCAAUCAUCGGUGGCGAAUCAUCCUUACAUGUACAGUGGCGUGCAAAAGUACCGUGCCGCAAUAUUUUUUCUUAACAGGUUUUAAACACGAGGUCGUGCGACGAAUUCCGUAAUAUGCAGAACGUUCGAUGGUAAGGUAUCUUUGUUGUAACGAUGUAUAUUUAUUGAUAUCGAGACCGGGUGUGGGCAAAAGUAUCGGGCCAAGAUUUUUUAUCAACAUAAAUUGCCGCUAGAUUUCGAUACAAACGCAAACUUCGAGCUGUUCAACGUUUACAGGUUAUAGUUGUACUUAAUACUUUGACCCUUUGCAGAAAUCAUUUCUGCACACCGAAGCAUCGAUUCGAUAAUUUUAUUAAUUCUUUCAAUUUUGCAGUAUUUUCGAGAUUUGCCAGCUUAUUACGCGCCGAUUGAACUAACCAUUCGUACGUUUCUUGCACUUUUAACCCUUCUUGUGUAUCCAAAGCUCCGCUUAACGUUCGAUUGGUCGGGUACCCACCAAUUCCUUAAAGUCUGUAAGGCUUUUCAAGAUGGCGGAUCCCUAUACGAGUCCUUAGGCAGAGAGUGCAUCCCGUAACAUAAUCUUCCUUCUACCGACCGCCAAACAUCCCACAUCCUAUCGUUUCCAAGUAAGUUUGUUUUAUUAUUUUUAACGUACGAAACAAAAGAUUAGCGGUAAAUUGCUAAGAAACCGAGCCAAACGUCGCUUGGACCCGAUACUUUUACACGCAUAGAUUUCCCAUCGUUGGUAAUAUGCGUCGUUACGGUGUUAACAAUUGCUCCGACGCGAAGGAUUAUUUACUCGCGAUGGAAUUUUAAAUACAAUAUCACAGUUAAGAUAUAUAUUACGGAAAAAUGACGUAGCCCGAUACUUUUGCACGCCACUGUAUAUAUACGUGAUUUGACAAGCACCGCGUGCGUACGUAUAUAUUAUUAAACGGAAAAGAAAGAAGACGAUGAAAACGACGAACAUGAACAAGGACGAUGGCUGUAAACGUGCAAAAACAAAGUCGUGUCGUUGUUUUGUAAAGAACGAAGAACGGAGUGAUCAAGAUUUCGGUAAUGAUCGAGUGCAAAAAUUGAUGCACAUGUGAUAAGGAAGAACCGAAUCGUUUAGCGUACCGUGUGAUCUUGAACGGUCUUCUGCUAUGAGAAACGUUUUAUUUCAGUUCUGCUGUCGAUAUUGUUUCCCAUCAGAUCUUCGAAGCGUAGUAUAAUAAGCUCUCUGUAGUGAAAAUAUUAAUGGAAGAAAAAAAAAAAAAAAAGAAAUAAUCGAAGAUGGAGCCUCGGUCCCGUGAUUCUCGCAGUGCAUACAAUUUUUGCGUAGAAUUCCGUUCGGUGUGUUCUUUCGUCCUUCUAACGAAAUACUGGCUCAGCUCUCGUAUUCAGCUCUCUUUUCGACGUUGUAUUUAUAGCUAGUGCUGUGAUAUGAAAUUGUUUGAAAGUUUUGUAUACAAAUUGCUGUUUUGUCUGUUAACAAAUACUGAACUUUACGAAUGUUGUAUUCUAUUCGAUUGCCCCUACGUUUGUCCUGAAAAUUUAGAAAUUUGUUGGUGUAAACGAACGUAUUUUAUAUUAUUAUAUAUAUUUUUGAGAGCUUUUGUCCGGAUAUUUGUUAUCCCACACGAAAUUACACGAAGAACAAUCGGCAAAUUGUUCUCCGAUCGUGUAUUUAAUCUUCUAGAAUUUCUCACUUUUUACGUUGACGAUCGUGUCAUACAUACGAAUAUUCCGAAAUUUGUAUCGGCGUAUAAGAAACGUUUUAAAAAAAAUUUUAAUCUUACGCAUAAUUAUGGUUUCGCUGCAAAUCAGCCAUAAUUCGGAGUAACCCAAUUACGAUAUAAGCUUCGUGGCACGAGCUUUUUUGCGUAACUUUUUGUGCUUUGUGGUCUUUUUGUAUCAACGUAUAAUGUAUUGUCAAAUAAAAAUUAUUCCAGUUGAUUAAAUUGGUGACAAAAGGGGAAAAAAGGAAGAAAAACGAUUGAGACGCGUAAAAAGUAAGAGGCGUAGAAGGAGAAUCAUACCGGUACCGGGUCUCUUUCUUACAGAGAAAUUUGUGGAAAUGUUUUUGUUCGCGUCCGAGUAUUAUGAAUAAUCGUCGAGCGUUAAGAGCAUCCUAAAGAGCGUGAAAAUGGAAAAGAAUACACUCGUAAGAUUCAGGGCUUCUUCGUUGCCUUAUCAAGGUUCCUAACGCGUUACGCGCGCGCGCAGCCCAAUCCAUAACUUACAAAGCCAAAAGAAGAAAACAGGAAAAAAAAAAAGAAAAAAGGAAAGCAGUCAAAUUCGCAACGCUGGGUAAAAAUAAACGCAUAGGUAAUAACGGAAAAACGAAAAAAGAAACGAACGAUAAUUGAGAAAUUGUCGUGGCGAUCAAACCGAACUUACAUUUGGUACAUAACUUUUAUAUUAAUUUCGAUUGAAAAUGAAAUAUAGAUAUUUGAAAUUUACACGCACUCUCUGAUCCUACUGGGGUUUUUAAACAAAAAUUAUCUCAUACGAUUCCGCGUUCUGUUCGAUCGCGUAGUCUGUCGUCAGUGUACCGUUGCUUAAAAAUAAUCGUUCGAACGAAUGCCCAGCAGCAAUUGGAUCGCGCAGAAAUUUCCUAUGCACGAGAGGACAAGUAGUGCACUGCAUGGUCUGUCUUACGUAUUCUGUCGAACGAUAUAGUUUUAUUUCGAGUAUAGCACCGUGGACGAUUUAGCGUUUACAUUCUAUAGUUUACCGACAGCCAGGGCACCGUGGUAGUAAUAGUACUAAUCGUAAAAAUGCUAGAUAACAUAUAAGGUAACAUACAGAGGUACCUACGUACGCGCACGCUCGAGACGUAUCGCGUUCCGGCUGAUAGUACUUGUAUAAAAAAGUUUCGCUCCUUCCUCGUACGAUCCGGCGUGUCUCCAUUAACGAUA